AUGAACAAAGUUUUAUCUUUUUAUAUCUUUUUUUCAUUUUGUUUGCUUAAAGCUUGUGCUUUCAAAAAAAAUACAUUUGAAAACUAUGAAUUGAAUUAAUUCAAUUUAUCAGAGAAAGAUGGCUACCCUGUGAUAGGAAUCCUUGAUAGCCCUGUCACGAGGUUUCUAAAAAGCAGUACUAUUGAUAAGAGAGAUACAAUGAUUCCCUCUUCAUAUGUUAAGUUUAUAGAAUAUACAGGAGCUCAUGUCUUGAGGAUACCUUACAAAGCAAGCGAAAGCAGAUUAGAUUAUUUUAUGCAAAAUAUAAAUGGACUUAUCUUGACUGGAGGAUCUUAGCUAGUUAGAAAUGAAACAACAAAAAUGAUGUCUGAAUAUGGCAGAAAAGUAAAAUAUCUUUUAAAAAAGGCCAUAGAAAUCAAUGAAAAUGGGAACACUUUUCCUGUGUAUGGAAUUUGUAAUGGAUUUUCUUAAAUUGUUUGUUCUAUGAGCACAAAUGAUACAAACAUUUGCGAUGUACUCACUUAUAAGCACCACAAAGCAGAGAGAGAGAAAAUAUAAUUUACAGACCCACUUAUUUAGCCAUUCUCAUCAAUGAAAAAAUAAAUUAUUGAUAGAUUAUAAAAAGAAAAUCAAUUGUUAUUUUAUCAUUCUCUCUAUUUAGAACCUUAGUUCUUUUAAUAGAAUCGCUUAUUAAAUUCUCAGUUUUAGAUAUCAAGUUAGUCGUCUAAUUAUUAGGAUGUACAAUUUAUUUCCUCAAUACACCACAUUAAUUAUCCAAUAUUUGCUGAUGUUUUUCACCCAGAAAAAGCAGCCUUUGAAUGGAAGCCAAAUUAUAUCAGUCAUAAGAAAGAAUCAAUAUUUUUUUCAUUUUAUAUUGCCAAAUAUUUUAUACAAUAAGCAAGUAAAAAUACUCAUACAAUUUCAGAGGAAUUAAUUUAAGAUUUUUUAGAGUUUAAAGAGGACUCAAAUCUCAUCGAAACUCCUACACUUAGCUAUUAAUCAAUUUACUUAUUUAAAUACAAUUCUACAUAUUUAUAAUGA
Molecule: messenger RNA, 1041 nt
Organism: Tetrahymena thermophila SB210
Lineage: Eukaryota; Ciliophora; Oligohymenophorea; Hymenostomatida; Tetrahymenidae
Product: class I glutamine amidotransferase
Exons: 1
Biological process (GO): tetrahydrofolylpolyglutamate metabolic process
Cellular component (GO): vacuole
Molecular function (GO): gamma-glutamyl-peptidase activity
Source: RefSeq, a predicted model, not a curated record